This is a messenger RNA of Saccostrea echinata, 5443 nucleotides long. RefSeq lists its product as uncharacterized. The transcript is spliced from 6 exons. Lineage: Eukaryota; Metazoa; Mollusca; Bivalvia; Ostreida; Ostreidae. Gene Ontology annotation, cellular component: acetylcholine-gated channel complex. The record is from RefSeq and is a predicted model, not a curated record. The coding region runs from base 45 to 803 and encodes 252 amino acids.
AAGCAGGAGUAUUUUGUUAGCUGCUUAUAAUGUAUGAUUUAUGAAUGGAAUUUGUUUAUUUACAUGUAUCCAUCUCAUCUCUGAAAAUGAUUGUCUACUGUGUACUUUUCCUUGGAGUAGCGACCAUCACCUGGGGUCAAAAUGAGAUAAUUACAGAAUGGACUGUAGAACAGUUUCCUAAUCCGGAGACGGAGCCAGAAAAAUGUGGAGGGAUAAGGGGACGUAAAUCUUAUUUAUGUGACCCAAACAGCAUACUGACCUCUUCUUUUGCUGAGCUGGAUCAUGCUCUGAACCAGACCUUCAUGGACACACAAUGUAUAUGCAGUGCCUAUAAAUGCCGUGAUUUGAAUUAUCGCCACGGAGUUCACAUUUCUGUGGCUGUCCUGGCAAACCUUAAGUUAACCCAAGGGAGAACAUCAGCUUUACCAGAGGUGGAACAUUUUGCCCUACAGCUGGAGAGCAGGCAUUGGAACUUUGGAGCUUGUGAUAAUGACGUGGUCAUCGUCUACUCAGCCGGGGAUAAUGUGAUAUACACUGCCACAGGAAGUGCUGCAAAUUACAUUUUAGAUACACAGAAAAUCAAGGACAUUACUAGUGCAAAUGGAAUUUACUUCAGGAACAAGAACCCAAUGGCUGGUCUUUAUGCCAUGAUAAUGGAUUAUAGGAAUGUAUUUCGGGGAGGAUACCAACCAUAUGCAUUGUAUCAAGAAAGUCAGAAUGUCAGAGGAUUAGCGUCCAUGGUUACAGCAUCAACAUCCUGUUUGUUGGUUGCCAUAGUUACAUAUUUAUACAACAAACUUUGAUUAUUCACAGUCUAUAGAGGGGAAAAAAAUCAGUUCCAAAAUGAAUCUUGAUUACUUAAAAGAACAAAGUUUGUAAAGGGCCUUUAUGACUUCCUUUUAAUGAAUGAGUCUUAAUCAAACACCUGUGAUAAUGCCCAUUUCAAAAUCUAAAUUUCUUUUAAUGAAUAGCCUACUCCUUUAGGGAACUUGAAAGUACAAAUUUGAACAAUUUCAGAUCUGAUUUUCCAAAAUAUUACAUGUUUCUAGAAUUCAGAGCUACGUUUAGCUACAGAAAACAAAACACAAGCCAGUCUAUUGGCAGUAUUUCUAUAUUUUUUGACAUAUACAUCUUGAGUAUCAUUAUCAAAGAUGAGCUUCCUUGACAAAAAGGAGGAGUGAAUUCUGAUAAAAUUCAUUACAAAAAAAUGAAGAAUUUUGGGGGAAAAGCUUUACCGUACUCUGUCACUUUGUUGGACUUCCAUUAGCUGUAAAUUAAACGUUGGUUUUGAUCCAGGCAUCGACAUUUUAGGUUUCCAUCGAUCCAGGCAUCAUUUUAGGUUUCCAAUUUCAAAUUGUGCUUUCAUUACAUUUGAGAAGGUCGAUUUUAGUCCUUAUCAUUCUUCCUCAUGCACCAGUGUGGUGGAAAUCUAAACUUCUGAUUUUAAAGACUUAUAAUGCUUCAUUUUUACCAUUGAAAAUGAUAGCCUUGGUUGAUCUUUACUAACAUUACAGUUUCUGUUCUUAUUUAAGCUACCGUAUAUACUCGCCUAUAUUAGUCGGUUCGCAUAUAAGUCGGUUGUAUCUUUUAAGCUUAAAUUAUAGGGAUUGAACCGCUUAAAUACUAUACUUUUAAUAACUCGCGUAUAAGUCAGAUAAAGAGUUUUGGACUAAAGUUUAACUCUCAAAAAACCGACUUAUAGGCGAGUAUAUAUGGUACUUCAUUUAAAAAAAAAAGUUUUGUUUUGAACAAGGAGUUUAUGUGACAAGAUCUGCUUUUUUACUACAUGUACUAAAAUAUCCUUUUUAUGACAUUUAAUUUUUUUUCUUUUUUUUUUGCCAUCUGUACAAAACAAUUUUAUAUACAUGUAGUCCUUUUAUUCUACUUGAAUGUAUCUAUUAGCUGUUUUUAUAUCCUCCAAGUCUUAAUCAAAUUUACAAGGCAUAUAAUAGCAUGUGAAAGUUUCAGGUCAGUAAUUUUUUUAUGCUUAAUCCAUAGGAGGAUUUUUAUUUGUGAAUCUAGUAUGCUUUUGGAUACAUGUAUAUUGAGUCUCUUGUUUCUUUAUGUGAGUGAAAGCUGAACUGUAAAUCAACUCUCCAAUAUGACUUCUAUGACAAUUUGUGAUUUAUGAAACUUUUUCUUUUGAGGUUCAAAUAUGAAUAAUUUGUUGCCUGCAAUAAACCUUUGUGAUUUUACAGUCCUCUUGAAAUGCAUGCAGAUUAUUUACAGCCAGAGGAAGUUGGUUUACAGUUAGAGUGAGGGUCAGUGAGAAUGGGUUAUUUAUUUGUAUCGUAUUUUAAUGUGUAUUUACGAUGAUCAAAUGGUGCUUUCUAAUGUUAUGAAUUGUGUGUUUUGUAAAUUUAUACAGGGUUAGUGUAUAAAAAAUAUACAUGUAUUGUGAUUGUUUUGUUAUGGAAUAUUACUGUUUUUAAAAUGUUUCUUUAAUGAAAAGUACUAUUUUACAUUGUUUUGAAUGCCAAAAACGGACAGCAAUGCCAGAAAAGUGUUGUUUACAUCAAUGUACAAUGAUUUUCUUCUUUUUCAGUUUAUUUCUAAUGUUACAAGUGUGUAGUUCAAAUAGAUUAUCAAGGUUAUGAGCAUGAUUAUAAUUAUUAUAUUUUGUUUUGACUAUCGGAAAAUGAUGGACUUCUGUAUUGUUAUCUAGAUUUUGAGAAUAUUACAGUAAAUAGAUUGUCAGUUGGGAUAUCUUCUCCUAUGGUUGUAAUACGGUGUAUUACUAAAUGUGUUUUUGUAGCUGUAUAAAUAUUAAACCUACUGGUAGCUAACAAUAAUUAAGUUCGUGUGUGUGUGUGUUUAUGUUUUUGACAUUGAUUUUUGACCAGUUACAGAAAAUUUUCUUAGGAUGUGAUGUAUUUUUAAUAAUAGACGGUUUGAAAAGUCAGUAAACACCAUUUAUAAUAUAUAUGUGCUUCCUGUAAAUAUAUUUUAUCAAACAUUUUUUACCUGUCCAGAAAUACUCAACAUAAGGGUACAUGUAUGUAUAUGUUUUUCCUCAAUACAUGUAUUUUUCCUUUUUGGAUAGUAAUUUUAGAAUGUUAGUAUAUUUUUCUAGAAAACUAAUUUUUCUCUUUGUUUUUUAGCUCUACUGGUCAGAGACCAGAAGAGCUUAUGCGAUAGUAAGGCGUCCGUCGUCCGUCCGUCUGUCUGUCUGUCUGUCCGUCUGUCUGUAAACAAUUUUUCAAAACGCUACUCCUCCUACAGUUUUGGUCCGAUUUCAAUAUAACUUGGCACACAAGUAGACUAUACUAAGAUACAUAAUUUAGUGCAUCGGUUUUUGAUUUCGAUGGACGGUGUUGCCAUGGUUACUAAAAAUAGAAAUUUCUGUGAAAUUCCUUUAAAACGCUACUCCUCCUACAGUUUUGGUCCGAUUUCAAUAUAACUUGGCACACAAGUAGACUACACUAAGAUACAUAAUUUAGUGCAUCGUUUUUUGAUUUUGAUGGACGGUGUUGCCAUGGUUACUAAAAAUAGAAAUUUCUGUGAAAUUCCUUUAAAACGCUACUCCUCCUACAGUUUUGGUCCGAUUUCAAUAUAACUUGGCACACGAGUAGACUACACUAAGAUGCAUAAUUUAGUGCAUCGGUUUUUGAUUUCGAUGGAUGGUGUUGCCAUGGUUACUAAAAAUAGAAAUUUCUGUGAAAUUCCUUUAAAACGCUACUCCUCCUACAGUUUUGGUCCGAUUUCAAUAUAACUUGGCACACAAGUAGACUUCAUUAUGAUACAUAAUUUAGUGCAUCGGUUUUUGAUUUCGAUGGAUGGUGUUGCCAUGGUUACUAAAAAUAGAAAUUUCUGUGAAAUUCCUUUAAAACGCUACUUCUUCUACAGUUUUGGUCCGAUUUCAAUACAACUUGGCUUACAAGUAGACAACACUAAGAUACAUAAUUUAGUGCAUCGGUUUUUGAUUUUGAUGGAUGGUGUUGCCAUGGUUACUAAAAAUAGAAAUUUCUGUGAAAUUCCUUUAAAACACUACUCCUCCUACAGUUUUGGUCCGAUUUCAAUAUAACUUGGCACACAAGUAGACUACACUAAGAUACAUAAUUUAGUGCAUCGGUUUUUGAUUUCGAUGGACGGUGUUGCCAUGGUUACUAAAAAUAGAAAUUUCUGUGAAAUUCCUUUAAAACGCUACUUCUUCUACAGUUUUGGUCCGAUUUCAAUACAACUUGGCUUACAAGUAGACAACACUAAGAUACAUAAUUUAGUGCAUCGGUUUUUGAUUUUGAUGGAUGGUGUUGCCAUGGUUACUAAAAAUAGAAAUUUCUGUGAAAUUCCUUUAAAACACUACUCCUCCUACAGUUUUGGUCCGAUUUCAGUAUAACUUGGCACACAAGUAGACUACACUAAGAUACAUAAUUUUUUGCAUCGGUUUUUGAAUUCAAUGGACAGUGUUGCCAUGGUUACUAAAAAUAGGAAUUUCUGUGAAAUUCCUUUAAAAGACUACUCCUGCUACAGUUUUAGUCUACUUCUAAUAUAAUUAGGCAUACAAGAAGACUAUACUAAGAUACAUAAUUUAUUGCAUUGGUUUUUGAAUUCGAUGAAGAGUGUUGCCAUGGUUACUUAAAAUAGAAAUUUUUGUGAAAUUCCCAUUAAACGUUACUCCUCCUACAAUUUUGGUCUGAUUUCAAUCUAAUUUGGCACACAGUUAGAAUACACUACGAUACAUAAUAUGUAUUUCUGUUUUUUUUAUUUGAGUGAAUGGUCAUGGUUACUAAAAAUAGAAAUUUCCGUGAAAUACUUUCAAAACGCUACUCCUCCUACAGUUUUCAUUUGAUUUCAAUAUAACUUGGCACAGAAGUAGACUACAUUAAGAUACAUAAUUCUAAUUAUUGUUGCAUGUUGCAAUGUUUCAAAUCCAAGUGCUACUUUUCUUUUGUUAUACAAACAGACCAGUAGAGCUACAGUCUCAUCAGAGACUUCUGGUUUAAAGUUUUGGAUUGUCAUCCAAAACUGUAUUUUUGAAAACUGUCUGAUUUUUAGGAAAAAAUAUUCUGUAAAUGUACACAUAAAAAAAUAGAAUUUGAUAUAAUUAGAGCAAUUAUAUGAGUUUCCACCAAUUUCAUAUAUUUUGCCCUUUUUUUCUUGCCAUCCCAGUGAAAAUUUGAGACAUUAAAUUUUAUUAUUACAGGAGUCUGAUUCCAUCAGACAUGAUAUGUUAUUCAAUAUUCACAGCAAGUUUGUUGUAAUGAAUUGAGAACUGAUGCCUCUAGUGUGUACUUUUGGUGUGAGGUACAAUACUUCUUCUACAAUACCCUUAUGUUUGAAUUACAUGGAAAAAUAAUUAAAAAGAUUCUGUGUUUUGAUAACUUCACAUUUAUAAGAGUAUUAAAUUAUUUUUUCACACAAAGUAGGACUGUUUAUGCUUUAAUCAUAUCUUGAAUGUGUAUGUAGUCAUUCGUCUAUAUGAAAUAAAAUAUUUUGUAUAAAA